AUGGCUAAUAAUAAUUUCUACCAGCAAGAACAAAAUAGGCCGGCUUGCGCCGCAUGUGAAUACCGACGACGGAAAUGUAAUCCCGAUUGCUUAUUAGCCCCUUACUUCCCACAACACAAUCUCCAACAAUUCAUUAAUGCUCAUAGAUUGUUUAAAGUUUCAUACAUGAUCAAGACUCUUAAAUCAUUGUCUCCUGAUGAUCAUCAUAAGGCCAUGCAUGACAUUAUCUUCAUUGCUAACGCACGUGCCAAUGAUCCUGUCGGUGGUUGUAAGCGUAUUAUUGAUUCUUUGUCUUACCAAAUUGCUUACUUUCGGAAUGAAUUCCAUCAUAUUAAUGCCCAAAUUCAUGCUAUUCGUAAUUCUUUUCCUCGUAAUAUUCAUCUACAAUAUGUGCCGCCGCCCUCCUUCAUCGAGCACCCUGGGAGUUUUAAUCACUAUUACAGGAGAAAUGGGAAAAAGGAAGCAAGGGAAAUAUGGGAAGUGCGAAAUAGGAAGUGA
Amaranthus tricolor (Joseph's coat) is the source of this 498-nucleotide messenger RNA. RefSeq names its product LOB domain-containing protein 22-like. Bases 1 to 498 code for a protein of 165 amino acids. Lineage: Eukaryota; Viridiplantae; Streptophyta; Magnoliopsida; Caryophyllales; Amaranthaceae. The transcript is spliced from 2 exons. The record is from RefSeq and is a predicted model, not a curated record.